Parathielavia appendiculata is the source of this 4590-nucleotide messenger RNA. RefSeq names its product TIP120-domain-containing protein. The coding region runs from base 177 to 4235 and encodes 1352 amino acids. Gene Ontology annotation, biological process: protein ubiquitination; SCF complex assembly. The transcript has 4 exons. Lineage: Eukaryota; Fungi; Ascomycota; Sordariomycetes; Sordariales; Chaetomiaceae. Gene Ontology annotation, cellular component: nucleus. The record is from RefSeq and is a predicted model, not a curated record.
UUGUGCCCCACCAACAUCUACAUCCUUGGUUCCCGGGUAGGAGAGUGGAGGGCAUGUGUCUGGCUGACUACACUGUAGACCAGUUUAUUGAGAAGUCAUCAACAGCUUUGCAUCCUCAACGAUUUUAGAUCGCCAAAGAGUUCUGACGUUUCGGUCAGCUCCCUGCGUCGGUCACCAUGGCGACCACCAUCCCGACGAACCCGACCCCGCAAACAGUCAGCCAGCUUCUCACCAAGAUCACCGAUGCCGACCCCGAUUUCCGGUUCAUGGCACUGAGCGACCUCCUCACCGUCUUCACCAUCGCGAAGCCAGAUUUUUUGAAUCAUGACUACAACACGGCUGCCCGAACCGUUGAUCAUGUUGUGCGCGCCUUGGACGACCAGAAUGGCGAGGUCCAGAACCAGGCGAUCAAAUGUCUCGGCCCGUUGGUCAAGAAGGUCACACCACAAUUGAUCGCACCGAUGAUGGAGAAACUGUGCAGCCUGAAGAUGAAGAACUCGGUCGACAAUUCCAUACCCUCCAUGGCCAUCCGGGCCGUGGUCGAAGCCCUGCCCCGCCCAGUACCCGGUGUGCCAACAAGCAAAGAGGUUAACGAGGCCUACGCCAAUCUCAGCAGGGUCCUCAUUCCCCGCUUUCUGGGCCGCACGGGCUCUGCCGGCAAGAGCCUCCCGGGUCUCCUGGAUCCCGAGGACCCAAACUCCGACUCGGUCGACGUGCUUAUCGAGGUUGUGCGGUGCUUUGGGCCCAUGCUGCAGUCCUUCGAGAUUGAAGCUCUGCACAAUGCCGUGGUCACAAUUUUGGAGAAGGACAAGGGCAACUCUGUCGUUAAGAAGAGGGCGGUCGUGGCCAUCUCUAUGCUGGCUCACUACCUCACUGAUGAUCUUCUCGCAGCCUUUAUCAAGCGCAUCACAGGGGUACUAAGCCAACCCCAGCCGAAGGAUGCCACUCGUCGACUCUACAUCACCGUGCUGGGCUCCAUGGCUCGCUCGAUCCCUUACCGAUUCGGCCUCCAUCUGAACGAGCUGGCACCCCUUGUUCUCCGCGUGCUGAGCGAGGAGGAGCUUCAAGCACAACUUGACGAGAUCAGCGAGAGCGGAGGGGCCACCCUCGAGUUCAAUGAAGUCCGAGAGGCCGCUCUCGUUGCCUUGGAGGCCUUCCUCUCCUCGUGUCCGACCCAGAUGCGUGUCUUCACCAACGAAACCAUUGAAGCCUGCAUCCGAUACCUGAAAUUCGAUCCCAACUAUGCGGUGGACGACGAUGAGGAAAUGGAAAACGAGGAAGAGGAGGAAGAUGAAUUUGAGGAAGACGAUGAGUUCGAGGCCGCCGGUGGUUUUGAUGACGACGAUGAUGCGAGUUGGAAGGUGCGGCGCUGCGCUGCGAAAGGACUGUACACCGUCAUCUCGACUAGGAGCAGCGGCGACCUUCUCGACAAUGGGAUGCUCUACCGCGCAGUGGCUCCCGCUCUCGUCAGGAGGUUCGGCGAGCGCGAAGAAAAUGUACGCCUUGAAGUUCUGUCGGCAAUGUCACUGCUCGUCCGCAAGACUGGCGAGGGCAUGCUACCUCCAUUCCCUGACGACAGUACCCAGAGCGACUACCCGAAUCAGCCGCCCACCAGCCGUAAGCGUCGGCGUCAAAGCAGCGUGGGUGGGCCCUCCUCACUUACUCGACUCGCUGGCACCGGCCUCACUUCACCAACCAUGGAGAAGGCCCCGGUCACAGGCCCCCGUGCCGAAUUGGCCAAGCUCACACCAGCCAUCAUCAAGCCACUCACAAAGCUCCUUAAAGGAAAGCUCAUUCCGACGAAGCAAGCAUGCAUCAAGCUGCUUGAUGACAUGGUGUGCGUGCAACGGGGUGGUCUCGAUCCGUUCUUUGACCAGAUCGUCGUUCCCGUGAUUGAAGCAAUCAAGCCCUCGAGCGCUGCAUCAACAUCGGCCUCACUCUCAUCUGCUGGUGGCGGCGCUUCCGCAACAGCAACUACCUUGAGGAUCGCUGCGCUUCACCUGACCAGCAAUAUCGCCAAGCACCACUCUUCAGCGGUGCUGCAACCCCAUCUUUCCAAGAUUGUCGCUGGCGUCGUUGCUGUUGCACACGAUCGAUUUUACAAGAUUUCGGGUGAGGCCAUUCAGACGGCCGAGGAGAUGAUUAAGGCCAUCACCCCGCCGCGGUCCCGUAUGACGGCACAGAAGUUCAAGGACGAGUUGCAGAAGCUCUACGAGGUGGUUAUUGAUCGCGCAACGGCCAAUGAUGCCGACGCUGAAGUUCGGCAAAAGGCCAUCCAUGCUCUGGGUACACUUUUGGCUCGAACAACUGGCGAGGAAGGGUCGACCCUUUUGCCUGACGCCAAGCGUAAGGCAGCGCUUGCCUGUCUGUUGGAGAGACUCAAGAACGAGACCACUCGGUUGGCUGCCGUCCGGGCUGUCGACACUGCUGCGGCCAUGUCAGUGGAUGGUGUUCAGUUCGAGCCACAAUGGACCCGCCAGGUCAUGGUCGAGCUCGCCUCCCAGUUGCGCAAGUCAAACCGCUCACUGAGAGGGUCAAGCGUCAUGGCACUGAAGCACCUCACUCUGUCGCCUGCUACCAAAGGCACCCUGGACGAAACGACUGUGCAAAGCGUCGUGGAUGCGCUGAUUCCCGUCAUCAACAACAACGAUGCCCAACUACUUGGUCCUGGCCUUCUUGUGCUUGCCCGCCUUACCCAGGAGAUGCCCAGCGUCGUCAUUACUGGGUCACUCAUUGCCUCGCUGUGCAAAUUGCUGCAGACAACCGUUAUCGGUACUGUCCUCGAUUCCCUCCUAGUUCUUGUCACUGAAGCAGGCCAGAAGGGACAAGGCAGGCCACUUAUGGGCGCAUUCUUGAAGGAUGUUGGCAUAGGAGGUGAUCCUUCGAUCGUUGGCAAAGUCAUAGGCACACUCCUCGUUGCCAGCGGAGAUUCCUCGGGGGUCACCCUAGACAGCUUUGUUCAGGAGAUUGGCGCCAACCCUGACGACCAGGCCAGAAGCAGCCUGGCACUGGCCGUCAUUGGCGAAGCCGGAUUGCGUCUCGGCACCAGCUUCCCAAUCCCGCCGACGCUGUUCUUGAAGCAGUUCACUGACGAGUAUGACAAAGUCUCAGUCUCGGCAGCUAUUGCCCUUGGCCGAGCUGGAGCGGGCAACGUCUCGGUUUACCUGCCCGUUAUCCUGCAGUCUAUGCAGCAGAAGGGCGGAAAACUGUACCUGCUUCUGCAGUCUAUCAAGGAGAUUCUCCAACAAGUCGCGGUCUCCUCCGCCGACAUCAGGCAGUUCUCGGGUUCCAUCUGGGAGCAGAUACUUGCUGCCAGUGCCGCUGAGGACAACAAGGCUGUCUGCGCAGAGUGUGUGGGCCGCAUGGUGAUCAUUGAUCCGGAUACGUUCAUGCCCAAGCUUGAGGCCCUGAUUAGAAACGACUCGCCACUGCUGAGGGCCAUUGCAGUUCAAGCCCUCCGUUAUACUCUCCCAGAUGACAACGAGGCGUUUGAUGUUGUCCUCAAGAACUCUCUUGUCGAUAUGCUCAAGACUUCGCUCAGUGAUUCGGACAUGGAAAUCCGCCGCCAUGCCAUGUCGACACUGACUUCAGCGGCGCAAAACAAGCCCGAAUUGAUUCUGAGCCAUCUCAAUCAGCUGAUGCCCUUCGUCAUGAACGAGACGGUCGUCAAGCCGGAACUCAUUCGUGAGGUUCAAAUGGGUCCGUUCAAGCACAUCAUUGACGAUGGCCUGGAAGUGCGAAAGGCGGCCUAUGAAACUUUGUAUGCGCUUAUGGAGACUGCUCUAUCCCACGUGAGCAUUAUCGAGCUCUAUGAACGCAUUGUCGCUGGCCUCACUGACGACAACGACAUCCGCGCUCUCUGCAAUCUGAUGGUGUCGAAAUUGGUUUACCUCGACCCUGAUGAGACGAUCCGUCGGCUCGACUCAAUUGCGGAGGGCUUCCGGAAGACUCUAUCUCACAAGCUCAAGGACAACGCCGUCAAACAGGAGAUCGAGAAGCAAGAGGAGGCCAACAAGUCGGUUCUGCGCCUUACGCUGCUCCUGGGAGACAAGCUCAACAAGGCUGCCUUGAACACGACGGGUGGUGCCGGCGCGGGGGCGGCCGCCGGCGGUGCUGCUGGUUCGAACCCGGUGUGGACCAGUUACUGGGAGUGGGUCAACAGGGACUUCGCAAGCCAACUCAAGACCAUCCGGGACGAGAGCAAGACUGCUGGUCUCGAUGACGUCUCGGCCUAGAAGGAAAUGUCCCUGGGCUUCUAUCUCCGCCCUGACUGUCGUCCCCCUCCCUCUCCUGACUUUUCGUGGUCCUCAUCAGAGUCUUCUUCGUCUACGGACGAUGAGCUCUAAGAGACUGGACGGAGGAGAGUAAUGAACCAUGCACCCAAGUUCCUGCGGAGACAGGCCGAGUUCUCGAAUGGUUUUCGGACUGAGCAGAGCUUGGGCUUAUGGGUGCAAGACAUCACGGGAUACGGGUUUAUUAUGCGUGCUACAGCGGAACAGUGCAGCAUAUGAAAUUGACAGCAAAACUUGAAGUUAAAACCUAGCUUCCUCGUGAACACUGCAGUGAUUAUGGAAUUAUUGAUUAAGCAUU